This is a messenger RNA of Mugil cephalus (flathead mullet), 2604 nucleotides long. Its product is annotated as rho GTPase-activating protein 19-like. Bases 18 to 1418 code for a protein of 466 amino acids. The transcript is spliced from 11 exons. Gene Ontology annotation, biological process: regulation of small GTPase mediated signal transduction; signal transduction. Gene Ontology annotation, cellular component: cytoplasm. The record is from RefSeq and is a predicted model, not a curated record. Gene Ontology annotation, molecular function: GTPase activator activity. NCBI's taxonomy places the organism in Eukaryota, Metazoa, Chordata, Actinopteri, Mugiliformes, Mugilidae.
GAAGAUUCAAAACUAAAAUGGCGAAUGAAAGUGUUCCCCAAAACAAUCACAAACUGAUCAGAAGGGGGACAACGUGCACUGUGUCUACCAGUCAGGAAAAGACAAACGCAAGCCAGCCUGUGAUCUUCAAUCCGGACUUCUUCGUGGAGAGGUUGAGACAUGAGCAUCCACAGGCAUUCACGGAUUUGGUACUUAGCAAUAUCACUCGGCUCAUAGACCUCCCGGGCGAAGAGUUUGCCCAGCUGACGGGAGAGUCGGAGCCCAGAGUACCGUCAUCCAGUGGCUUUCUUCGCUCCUUCAACUUCCUGAAACGAAAAGACAAAGGAGUAGUUUUUGGUGCACCGUUAACUGAAGAAGGAAUAGCACAGAUCUAUCAGCUCAUCGAAUACUUGAGUAAAAAUCUUCAUGUGGAGGGGUUGUUCCGUGUGCCAGGCCACAGUUUAAGGCAGGCAGCCCUGAGGGAGAUGCUGAAUGCAGGCACAGAGAUAGAUCUAGAGACAGGAGAUUUCCACCCCAAUGAUGCAGCUACAUUGCUGAAAGCCUACCUGGGAGAGCUGCCCGAGCCUCUGCUAACCCACAGACACUAUCAUGCCCACCUGAAGAUUGGAGAAUUGAAGUGUUUUGACGAUAAGGGGAAUAAAACAAAUGUGCCAGAUAAAGAACGCCAGAUUGAGGCAUUUCAGCUGCUUUUCAUGCUGCUCCCACCGGCCAACCGCAGCCUGUUGAAGCUGCUGCUCGACUUACUAUACCACACCGCUCGCAAUCAACACGUCAACAAGAUGUCGGCUAUUAACUUAGCCAAAAUGUUCGCUCCGCACAUCAUCUGGCCCAAAAACGUGUUGGCAAGUGAUCUUCAGGGAAACCUGGAGAAGCUGAAUAAUGGCGUAGCUUUCCUCAUCAGGCACUCACAGAAACUGUUGAAGGCCCCUGUGUAUAUCAAAGAGUACGCCCGCUUAUACUUCACAGGAUCAAAAACUCUUCAGUCAAACGAUGACUUCACACUCUGUUCCGGGUCCAAAGAAAGACCCAUGGCUGCGGCAACACCUGCCUCCCCGUCUCUCGCAAUGAGAACAAUCUCCGUCGAGGCCGGCGCCGCGAGGCCGUCUGACACACAGAGUUACACCGAAUCUGCCCUGAGAGAGCUGUACCAACAAGUCAACAGCAUGCCCGACUCCGCCAAGAAGAAGAAACUCAUCAGACAGUUUGAAAAACAGUCCGCACUGACGCCUUCAGCUGAGCCUCGGACGCCGUUCAGCCGCAGACACUGGCGCUCGCGCUCUUUGGGUGGAAUUAUAAAGAGGAAGGUGUUGGGAAGCCAAACGUUAAUGGAGAAAGAGAACAGCAAGUUGCAGAGUCUUGAAUCCAGCUGCUCAGCUGAUGGGCAGGGAACAGAAAACACCAGCUGUGGAGAAGAUUAAUUGCCAUUAAAAAAAAUGUCAUCACAGUUUUGGAAACACCAGUCUGACUUUUCUGUAAAGGUUAUAAGGGGGAGGAUCUUUUUUUUUUUUUUUUUUUUUUAGACACCAUGUUUUAAUCAACUGUUUUUUUCUUUUCUUUUUUUUAGUCUCAAAGUUUGACUUGGUUGUCGACAAAAAAUCCAAAGAAUGUCUUUGCAGCCCUUUACAUUUUUCCAAAGCUGAGGAAUGUUGAGGAGGUUGGCGGUCUACUUUUUUUUCGGCCAGUUAAGAGUUUCCUCUUAAUUUCACUGGUAAUGAAAGAGGCAUGUUUACGCACCAGUGAAUUUUGGGGUAUUUAGCAUUACUAUUAUUUAAUUUGAAAGUAAUUAAUUGUAUUUAUUUUGGAUGUUUAAAUCCCUAAAAAUUUAGUGACAAUACGUAGUGACAAAUUGUGGUUUGCAGUGGCGUCUAUUUAAUUUCAAAAUUUGCUUAUAAAUGUAGUUGGGGUCAAACAGACCUAAGUGCCUUAAAAGUUAAUGGUUUGCCCACUGUAUGAGUUGUUGGGAAGUUAUAUUCCACUUUAAGAUUUUUUUUUUUUUUCCUCCAAAGUAUCCUAGUAUUUCUUGAAGCAAUUUAUUUUUAGUCGGUGAUGAAAUGGUGUGAAUAGAAAAUGAAGAACAUUGGAAGGUCAAAGGUUGUGUUUGAAUACUUCUGUCUUUGUUUCCACUUUAGAGCUGACGCUGUGAUUCUUAAAACUACUGCUACUUUAUAAAGUUAUACGUUGGUUUUCUUGGGUUAUUGUAUUUUAUGGUUUUCUCAGGCAAGUUUUGUCCCUUAUGUGACAUUGUUACAGUUUUAUAGCUUUAUAUGUAUUUAUCUUUUAUUUUUAUUAUGCAAGUUUCUUUUCCCACUGUUAUUUUUUUUAAAAACUUUUCCAGUUUUAUAGUGGGUGGUUUAAUGCAAAUGGAGAAUCUGCUCUUUGCCCUCUGUUGAGACUCUUAAUCCAGAGGGUUUCUGAGUUUUGCCUACUUUUAAACCUGCUUUGUUGUCUUACUCUUUGAGCAACUCUCACUCAGGCUCAAGCUGUUACAAAUCAAGUGUAAUGUGACAACUGCUGCAUGGUUGUCUGACCAUGUAAACAUGUGAUAUUUGGUGCUACUGUGAAGCUAUGCAACUCAGUGUAAUUAAAAGACAUCAAGCUGCCUUA